Messenger RNA from Linum tenue, 4332 nucleotides. NCBI's taxonomy places the organism in Eukaryota, Viridiplantae, Streptophyta, Magnoliopsida, Malpighiales, Linaceae. The record is from the annotation of a GenBank genome assembly.
UUCACAUCUCCCUCUCCUUGUUUCCCCCCGUCUUCUUGAACACUCCCCCCCAGUUCAAAUCUUUCUUCUCUCUCUACUUUCUUUCUCCGCCAGAUUCCCACUCUUCCACUUCAGAUUUUCCCAGCGCCCAAACACACCUUCAGACGACCAAUCUUUCCCUUUCUCUCAGCUCGAGACGGAAGCAGGAAAGAGCGCCGGAGAAAACUAGCAAAUCCGACUGCCCGGGCGAAAAUGCCGUUCAACUACGAGGCCGCCGCGAGUGCCAUCAAGAACCGGUUCGGAUUCAAUGACCGCUCCACCUCGGAGUCCGUGCCGAGUACUCCGUUGCUGCUGAAUUCGGCUGCUCGGGGCGAGUUUACAUCCGGCAAGCCUCUGUUUGCCGCUUCCGCAGCUCGGAGGAUCGUAGAGUGGGAGGACGAUGCCGCUGGCGAAACAAGCGGGCUGGCGACUCAGAGCUCGGAGCUCAGUGACGAUUCAUCGUUCUGGAAGGACAACAACGUUCAGGUUAUCAUAAGAAUGCGCCCACUAAGUGGCUCUGAAAUUUCCCAGCAAGGUCAUAAAACUUGUGUCAGGCGAGAGAAUCCUCAGGUGAUAUCAUGGACUGGGCCUCCAGAGUCUCGCUAUACAUUUGAUCUUGUUGCGGACGAGACUGUUAGCCAGGAACAAAUGUUCAAGGUGGCUGGGUUGCCAAUGGUUGACAAUUGCAUGGGAGGGUACAAUAGCUGUAUGUUUGCAUAUGGUCAGACAGGAAGUGGGAAGACUUACACCAUGCUCGGAGACAUAGAAGGAGGUACAAGAAGGCACAGUGUCCAUUGUGGGAUGACACCUAGAGUCUUUGAAUACUUGUUCUCUAGAAUACAAAAGGAAAAAGAUGUCCGAAAAGAUGAAAAACUGAAGUUUGUUUGCAAAUGCUCCUUCUUGGAGAUUUACAAUGAACAGAUUCUUGAUCUGUUGGACCCAUCAUCGAACAAUUUACAGGCAUAACUUUCUAAUGUUGUUCAAAUAAGAGAAGAUGUGAAGAAAGGAGUAUAUGUCGAGAAUUUAAAAGAGGUAGAAGUCACCAGUUCUCGAGAUGUUAUCCAACAGCUUAUUGAGGGUGCAGCAAAUAGGAAAGUGGCUGCAACUAAUAUGAACCAUGCAAGUAGUCGUUCCCACAGUGUAUUUACAUGCAUUAUUGAAAGCAAGUGGGAAUCACAAGGUGUAACUCACCACCGGUUUGCUCGACUUAACCUAGUUGAUUUAGCUGGAUCUGAAAGGCAGAAGAGUUCUGGUGCUGAAGGAGAACGUCUGAAGGAAGCUACAAACAUUAACAAGUCCCUUUCCACCUUGGGCCUUGUGAUUAUGAAUCUUGUUAGCAUAUCCAAUGGAAAAUCACUGCAUGUUCCAUACAGAGAUUCGAAGUUGACAUUUUUGCUUCAGGACUCACUCGGAGGCAAUUCAAAAACUAUCAUAGUUGCAAAUAUUAGUCCAGCUCUCUGCAAUUCGUUGGAAACAUUAGGCACAUUGAAGUUUGCACAACGUGCAAAGUUCAUUAAGAACAAUGCAAUUGUCAAUGAAGAUACAUCCGGAGAUGUGAUUGGCAUGCGGAUGCAAAUUCAGCAGUUGAAGAAAGAGGUUUCCCACCUACGCAGUUUAGUGAAUGAUGGAGCAGGCAGUUUUGCUGGAAUUGAGGCUUCAGCAGUAAGCAUUGCUGGAUCACCUACUGCUUUUAAAUGGGAGGGGCUUCAAGGAUCCUUCAGUCCUUUUGUUUCUGAUAAAAGGGUGUCUCAGAAACCAGACUAUGAGAUCGCCCUUAUCGGAGCUAUUAGGAGGGAGAAAGAUAAGGACAUGGAAAUGAAGGCACUGAAGGCUGAGAAUCAGGCAGUCUUGCUACUGGCUAAGCAAAGAGAAGAUGAGAUUCAAGGCCUCAAAAUGAGGCUACGAUUUCGCGAAGCAGGAGUCAAACGGUUAGAGUCAGUUGCUGCUGGUAAAAUUUCAGCAGAGACACACUUGUUGCAAGAAAAGGAGGAACAAUUGAAGGAGAUUCAACUUCUACGAACCCAAGUAGACAGGAAUCAAGAAGUUACAAGAUUCGCGAUGGAAAAUUUGAAGCUCAAGGAAGAAAUUAGAAGGCAUGUCUUGUUCAUUCUUCGUGAUCUACUCUGUCAUUAUUCCCUUUCAUUAGCUACUGUUCAGUAUUUAUGGCUGAAAUCAUGUUGUGAGGAGGGUGAAAGGGAGAUUAUGAAUGAGCAGAUCACAGUGUUGCAGAAUAAGUUGCUUGAGGCGCUUGAUUGGAAACUUAUGCAUGAAUCAGAAACCUUCUUUUCUCAGAAGGAAGAUUCAGUCAAGGAGAAAGAUGAUGAUAUUGAUCUCUUCAAGUUAAGCAAGGAAUCUGGAUCCCCUUGGCGUUUGAAGGAAGAGAAUGAGUUCCUUUGUAUGCAGGCUAUUCAAAACCAGGCAGAAAUAGACACUCUCCAUAAGCAGUUGAGCUUCUGCCUAGAAGAAAGAGACAAACUUGAAAGCCAUGCCAAUGAGUUGGCAGAACAACUUGAAGAAGCCAGAAAACACAUAAAUGAGGAGCCCUCAGUUGGUAUGAACGAUCAAAUGGAGCUCAAAACCAUGGUUGAUGCAAUUGCUGCUGCAACUCAACGAGAAGCAGAACUAUCCAAUGAGAAUGCCGAAGUGAGAUCAAAGCUCGAAGCUCGGAUCCACGACAACGAAGAACUCCAGUCGAAGCUGAAGGCCUUGAUCGAAGAGAAGAAUAGUCUCAUUGAGAUGUACGAACGUGCAGCGUCUGAAAGCAAAUACAAAGCUUCAGAUGACAACAACAUGGAUGUAGACAGCCCAGACAACACACCAAACGACUCCGAGUCGAUGAAAGCAGCCCUGGAGAACUUAGAGCAGCAGCUUUCAGAGAUGCAUGAAGAGAACGACAGGUUGCUUGGACUCUACGAAACUGCAAUGCGCGAGAAGGAUGAACUCCGAAAGGAGUUGCAUACAUCAGAAGAAGCAAAAUUGAAGCUAGAAACAGCUCUGGAGAAAAAGCUCUCCGAUUCUACCCGAAUUCUGAAAACGGUAGAGGAGGCUCUUACCGAGUUUGACAGAGUCUGCCAUGGAGUGGAAGCCAAGCAACAGGAGCUGAGUUCCUUGGAACUUCAAUCCAAGGAACUGCAGCAUACAAAAUCCGUUGUGGAGAACAAGUUUUCAGCGCUCAGAUGUUCCCUCUCCAACUUCUCUUCCUCCCUGGCCUACUUCGACCAGCGAGAAGCUCGAGCAAGGGCAAGAUUCAACGCUUCAUCAUCUUACCUAUCCCAAAAGGAAGACGAACUCGCCCGUCUUCAGGCCGAGAAGACAGAACUCGAGGCUGCAACAGGUCACAAGGCCAAAGAAUCCCAGCUCGAACUGAAGAUCAAGAUUUCAGCUCUGAGAUCGAAGCUCGACGAAGAGAGCCUCCGUCGGCGGGAGAGCGAGAAGGUCCUGUUGGCCAUCGACAACAUCGAGAGAGCCGACGGAGGAGGGUUCGGCAAGGCCACGGAGCUACUGAAGUCGGAAGAAGAGAAAGCGAAGGUGCACGCCGAGCUGCAGCAGUCCAUCGACAGGCUAAACUCCAUGAGAAAGGAGACCGAGGAUUCGAACAGAAAGUUGAGGAGGAUUGAUACCGAGUUGCAGGGUAUUCAACUGGAAGUAGAGAAGAGCACGAAGACGGCAGAGGAAAUGAUGGUUGCACUCGACAAGGUGGUGGAGGAGAAGGAAGGUGUAGCGGAGAUGAUCGAAAUGGGGAAGUCGGAGGUGGAGCGGAUGGUGGUUGAGUAUCAUCAGGGAGUGUUCGCCGUAGAUUUGAAGGAGGCGGAGAUGAGGAUUCUGGAGGAGGAAGUGUUGGUGGAGGUGGGAAGAAUGGAGGAUUUGAGAGCUCGGAAAUCGGCUGUUGCUGCAGAAGUGAGCAAGCUUUUGGGAGAGAUGAAAUGCUUUGAAUCAGGGCUUGUCUCUCAGUAGAUCGGAGAAGACUGAAGAAACAUUGCUGACGGCAGAAGUUUAGGUAUGCUUUGCUUUCAUUUAUCAACCAUGUUGUUUGUAUAGUCUCUUAUGCUAAUAUGUUUGCAGAAACUGUCAAGAGUUCGUUAUUACUUAUUAGUAACAUGGUUUUUGAAAGUCGUAUCAUGGAUCUACUUGUUGUUAUUGGAUUAGUAAGAGUUAAUUGUUCAUGGUGACUGGUGAGCAUAUUCUAGACAAUUCUUAUAUCAUAUUAUUAUUUGAAUGAAAUCGGUAGAUGAGUUUAAUGUUAUUAUACCGACCGUCAAUUCCAUUAUCAAGAGGUGUAUCCUCAACUUCUUAUACCAAUUUCUCCUAGUGUGG